Messenger RNA from Erythranthe guttata (spotted monkey flower), 1883 nucleotides. Its product is annotated as translation initiation factor 3 (IF-3) family protein. Gene Ontology annotation, molecular function: ribosome binding; translation initiation factor activity. Gene Ontology annotation, biological process: translational initiation; ribosome disassembly. Lineage: Eukaryota; Viridiplantae; Streptophyta; Magnoliopsida; Lamiales; Phrymaceae. The record is from RefSeq and is a predicted model, not a curated record.
GCCCAUUUGAAUAUUCUCGGGCCCAUUAAAUCAGCAGCAGCUCCGUCGCUCCAAGCUUGACUGCCCUCAUUUCCCGUCAAGUUCUUCAUCAAUGGUUGAUUAGGGCUUCUUCCAUAACUUGCUUCAAACCACUUCAGUAUCAGAAUUUGCUUGCUAACUAUGGUUUUCUGGAGUAGAUUGAGGCAAUUGAAGCUUAAUUUGCGUAUAUUUUCGGACGAAUUCAGGAGAUGUUACACUCUAAACCAUGGCCCAAUCGUCUCCGAUCAACGCAUUUUGUCACGCGCCUCAAUUCCGGUUUUAGAUAACCCUAAAUUCGCCGCGCAGGUUAGCCAAUUGGAGAUUUUCCGUCAAGUCAGAUCCUAUGCAGCUCCUGUUCAGUAUCAAAAGAAGGAAGAGAAGGACGAAAGCGGGAUUAAAUUGAAUGAACAAAUCACAGCUCCGUUGAUUAGGCUUGUCACUGAUGAAGAUCAUUAUGUCAUAUCAAGGCAUGAAGCACUAGCCCGAGCAAAAGAUCUAAAGAUGGACUUGGUUCUGGUUGAUAUGGUUUCCAAACCACCAGUUUGCAAAAUUUUUGACUACAACAAAGAAAAGUACCUUCAACAAACAAAGGAAAGGGAACGUUCUAAAAAUAAGUCUACACUCAAGAAAGCCUGUAAAGAAGUUCGAUUUACGGCUAAAAUUAAACCAAAUGACUUGCAAGUCAAAGCUGAUAUGGCUAAGAGACUCAUGGCAAGUGGCUAUCGUGUCAAGUGUGUGGCCGCUGAGCCUACCAGUGAUCUGGACUUGGAGACUUUAAUAAAUCGCUUUGCUGCUCUGAUUGAAGAUGUUGCCGUUAGAGAAUGUGAACCACUGAUCGAAAAAAAACAGGCAUGCCUUGUCGUGAGGCACAUCAAAUUCGGCCCCUUGAAAAAUGGUCCAGGAAAGAAAGCUUCUUCUAAUGCUGCCACCACUGAAAACCAAGAAAACGGAGAAACAACUAUAGAAACUGAGCAUGCAAAAUCCGAAGAACUGUCCGAUGAAGUCGAUGACGUCAUCAUCCCUGCAGUUUUUAACACUAAUGACGAAGUUAAUAACGGUCCCCACAAAAAUCCAGAGCCCGUUAUAACAGGCCCUUCGCCAUAUUCUUCAAAUAGAAGUCCAAGAACUGUAGUUGAGCCUGCAGCACCUCCAGUGGCAAACAGGUAUGCGAGAGAUCCUAGGUCUGGAAAACCACCUGGGAUUCCUACAGACACCAAUAAUCGUGUUCCUAAUAUUCCGAACCAUGGAAAUCAGCCUCAGUUUAGUGUGAACGCACCGCCUCAAAGGAGACCAAAUCUGCAAGUUGAGGUUUCUAAGCAAGAUUCUUCUUCUCGCUCGAGUAUUCCCAAUUCACCGAAUAAAAGUUACGGUGUUUUUACUGGGCAGCAGCAACAGAGGAAUACACCACCACCACCACCACCACCACCACGUGAACAAAAUAUACCUGGAGAAAAUAACCGAUACAAGAAGAGCGUUCCCUCUGACACUGCCAGAAGUCAAAGUCAAAUGUCAACAGAUCCGAGGGUGCACAGAGGGCCUCCUGGUGUUGAUAACUCAGGUCAAGGAAAAUGGGGAGUGUUUAAUAGAGAUAACUCGAAUGUGAUUCCAAACACGAAUGAAAAUCAUAGACGAUGAUUUUUUGUGCACUCUAUUAUUUAUUUAAACUUACGGUUUCUUGAUUUUGGGAGGUAUGGGUAAUCUAAAGCAGUUUCCCCAUUUUUUGUCAAAGUGUUAGAAUGUUUUGUUAUAAUUAAGGGAGCAGGAAAAUGCCACUGUCUUGUGACUUGUGAGGUUAGUGUAAGUGUUGAUGUUUUGUUAUAGUCGAAAUUUAUUGAAUCACAUAUUUGAAUGUGGUUUUUUUUUUU